AGCAUAAGCUUUCGUGGGCUACAGCCCACUUCUUCGGAUGCAUAUAGUUUCCUGUUGGGCUGAGUACAAGGCAGGUAGGAAUUUUUCUCCUUCUCUUUUCAUUAUUACUACUGCAGAGCUGAAUCCACUCAAGCCCAUAUAUUGUUUUCAGAGCAAUAUAGAGGAGUUGCUGGACUAGACAUUUGCUUUUCAGUGACAGUUAAUGAACAAGUCCCAGAGCUGCUGGGCAUCUUCAUCUGGGAAGCAAAGAAGCAGGCAAAUAAUGUAUAAACCAUCACUGCGUAAGAUGCCGGCACAGUCAGGAACUUACUUGAUGGCCAAAGAAUCACAAGUAUUCCUUGGAGGAAGACACCCUCCACAGUCAAAUGCAGCUUUUGCAGCAUCGCUGUCAACACAGUCUCAAGCAGUUUUUGCGGGAUCAUUUCCAACUCAGUCGGAAGAAGAUUUUGCAGUACCCCUCCCGCCAGAGUCAGAAGACAAUUUUGUAACAUUGCCCGCACCAGCACAGACUAACACAGUUUUUACCGGAUUGCUCUCAACACAGUCAAAUGCAGCGUUUACAGGAUCACACCCAGCCCAGUCAAAAGAACCUUUCCCAGGAUAUUUCCCAGCCCAGACUAAAGCAGUUUUUCCAGGAUCACUCCCAACACAGUCAAAAGAAGCUUUAACAAGACUGCAACCAACAGAGUCAAAAGGAGCUACUGCAGUGCCACACCCUUCCAUGCAGAAUGCACCUCCAGAGUGGAAUGAGAUGAUUCAGAGACACAUAGCAGCAGCCCAGUGGGCGGAGUCUGGGAAAUAUCAACAAGAAAAGAUGAAACAGCAAGAGAGAAUAUAUCAUUUCCAAGAGCAACAGAAUAAGAACACAGUACACACCUUGUACAACCAAUAUGAGGAGAAAAUCCGUCCCUGUAUUGAUCUCAUUGACUCCCUGAGAGCGCUCGGAGUAGAAAAGGACCUGGCUUUGCCAGCAAUUGCAGUGAUUGGAGACCAGAGUUCUGGAAAAAGCUCAGUUCUAGAAGCCCUGUCCGGAGUCGCUCUUCCUAGAGGCAGUGGUAUUACCACCAGAUGUCCCUUAGUGCUCAGACUGAAAAAACUGGCUCCUCAGCAGGAAUGGAAGGGGAAAAUUAGUUACCGGAAUAUAGAUGAAGAACUCCACCAUCCCUCAGCGGUGGAUAAUGAAAUAAGAAAAGCCCAGAAUGCAAUAGCUGGUGAAGGAGUGGGCAUUAGCCAGGAAUUAAUUUCCCUCGAAAUUAGCUCUCCGAAUGUUCCAGAUCUGACAUUGAUUGAUCUUCCAGGGAUUGCUAGGGUGGCUGUAGGGAAUCAGCCACAAGACAUUGGAGAACAGAUCAAGAAGCUAAUUAAAAAAUUUAUUGCCAAGCAAGAGACUAUAAAUUUGGUAGUGGUGCCAAGUAAUGUGGAUAUCGCAACAACAGAGGCACUUAAAAUGGCUCAAGAGGUAGACCCUGAUGGAGAGAGAACGUUAGGGAUCCUAACAAAACCAGAUUUGGUGGACAGAGGAACUGAGUCGUCGGUUGUUGAUAUCGUACAAAACCUUGUCAUCCACCUAAGGAAGGGUUAUAUGAUUGUUAAAUGUCGUGGGCAGCAAGAUAUUCAUGACAAGCUCACCCUGGCCUCUGCAAUCCAGAAGGAGAGAGCAUUCUUUGAGCAGCAUGAACACUUCAGAGUUCUUCUGGAUGAAAACAAGGCUACUAUCCCCAUUUUGGCAGAGAAACUUACAACUGAGCUUGUGGAACACAUUAAUAAAUCUUUGCCCGCUUUAGAAGAGCAAAUAAACAUUCAACUCCAAAAAGCAACUCAAGAGUUACUCAAAUAUGGCAAAGGCACACCAAAAGCAGAAGACGAGAAGUUGUUUUUCCUAAUAGAUAAAAUCAAACUGUUUAAUCAAGACAUCGUGAGUUCAGCGGUGGGAGAAGAAAAGUUGUUUGAAAAUGAAAUUAGACUAUUUACAAAAAUCCGCACAGAGUUUCAAAAAUGGGGGAAGAUACUUGAUGACAGUGCAUUGACUGAUAGAAAAACUAUACAACAUGAAGUGUGUAGAUUUGAAGAACAGUAUCGUGGAAGAGAACUCCCAGGGUUUACCAGUUACAAGACAUUUGAGGCCAUUGUAAGACAGAGAGUCAUGGCACUAGAAAAACCAGCUAUUGAGAUGCUGAAGAAAGUAAUUGAAAUUGUCCGAAAAUCUUUCACAGACGUUGCCAAAGAUCAUUUUGAGGAUUUUCAAAAUCUUAACAGAGCUGCUAAGGACAGAAUUGAAGACAUUAGCAAGAAACAAGCAGAGGAAGCUGAAACAAUUAUCAGAAUCCAUUUUAAAAUGGAGCAGCUUGUAUACUGCCAGGACAAUGUUUACAGACAAGACUUAAAAGUUAUCAGGGAAGAAACACCAACGGAAGCAGCCAACGGUCUGAACCCGGCCUCCUUGAGUUUCAAUUUUGGAACUGUCCAGAACCACCCUGCCGUUAAGGAUAUGACUUAUCACCUGGAGGCAUACUUCAAUAGUGCAGGUAAACGUCUCUCCAACCAAAUUCCUCUGAUCAUCCAAUUCUACAUCCUUCAGGACUUUGGAGAUAAAUUACAGAAUUCAAUGCUGCAACUUUUACAAGAAAAAGAAAAAUUGAGCUUCUUUCUUCAGGAACGGAACGAUGCUGCCGAACAGAGGCAUUUUCUGAGUGGACGAAUUCAUCGUCUGACACAAGCUCGCCUUCGCUUAAUGAAAUCUUCUGUGCUGUAGCCUCUCUGCUUUAAACAGUCUGUUUCAAAUGUCAGUUCUUGGUACUGAAAAGAUCUAUAAUCAGAGCUUUGUAUAACCCUUUAGAAAUUGUGCAUCUGUCUACAGUGGCCUUAAAAACUGAAUGAACUAGGUCAGAGUUUAGCUAAAUCACAUAAUUGCUUUAACAUCAUCAGUUAUGUAUAUGUCACAUGUUCAUCUGUGAACCAUUUCAUAAUUUCAUUUUUAAAGUCUUGUUUUAGGUAGUUUACUGUAUAGCAUUAUGAAUUUCCUAUGCUUCCUUGUAAUUAUGUAGCUACAGGGAAACAUUCUGAAUGUGUUCAUUUUAACAAGUGAGGACAUGAGCUCUCUGGUACAGACCAUACAACCUUCAGUAGGCAAAUGAAUUAAACCAUAUUGCAGUGAGAGACUGAACAAAAAAGUGUAAGUAUAUUUUAAAUGUGUGCUUUCCUACUCACUUUUUUUUGUUGUGUUCUUUUACGUGCUUUAUUUUAGACAUGGAAACUAGUUAGUCUAUUUUAACAUUUUGGAAGUAUGGUACAUAUUUAAAAAAAAACAAAGGUAAAUGUCACUUUGCAAGUGUAGUGUGAGGAUAUAAAGUUACUAGAUGCUGGACUGAGAUCCGGUGUAUGUGUUUGACACCUGAUGUCCUGGCCCAAUCACUGGCAAAGAAACUAAUCUUAAUGUGGCUCAAUAAAUAAUGAGUUGAGA
Messenger RNA from Malaclemys terrapin pileata, 3460 nucleotides. RefSeq names its product interferon-induced GTP-binding protein Mx2-like. Gene Ontology annotation, molecular function: GTPase activity; GTP binding; microtubule binding. Gene Ontology annotation, biological process: defense response to virus. The record is from RefSeq and is a predicted model, not a curated record. Gene Ontology annotation, cellular component: membrane; microtubule; nucleus. The transcript is spliced from 14 exons. NCBI's taxonomy places the organism in Eukaryota, Metazoa, Chordata, Testudines, Emydidae. Bases 203 to 2752 code for a protein of 849 amino acids.